AACUGGGAAUGAUUCACCCUUGAAGAGUACUUGCUGAUGGUGUAAGGAUCUGAAGGCCAUCAUGGGGAAGAGAGACUAGCUAUACAUACACACACACAGAGGUUUGAAGCUGGCUAACCCUUUGAGGUAAUCUAGCCUAGAUCUUUAUUUUUAUGGAAGAGAAGACUUGAGGCCCAAAGAGUUGAAGUUGUUUGCCUCUGGUCACAUAUGUAGUACAUGAGAGGGGCACAAUUUGAGCCAAGGACCUCUGUUUUCAAAUCCGAAGCGCUUUCCAUAAGAACACACUGCUUUUAUGUUUGCAUAAACAUAUGCAGAUAGGUAGUCCCUAGUGGAUAGAGUACUUGACCUAGUCAAGAAAGACAAGUUCAAAUCCACCCUCUGCCUCAUACUAGGUGUGUGGACCCUUAGCUGGUCUGCCUGUUUCCUCCUCUGUAAAAUGAGAAUCACCCCUCACCUGCCUCCCAGGGUUGUUGUGAGGAUCAAAGGAGAGCCCAUUAAAGUGCUUUGCAAAGCUCUGAGCACUAUAUAAAUAUUUUACUCAUAUUCUGAGGCCCCAGGGCUAGGCACUGCCCUAGAUGUCUGGGGCUGCUUGGGAAAGUGGCGUCUCCCUUUGGGGUGCAGUCAAGAGAGCUGUUGGGACAGGUGCUCUCUGAUGUGGCUUCCAAUGGGAAUAGUCCAGGCUUCAAGGACCCCAGGGUCUCACUGGUCCACGUGAACAAGACGCUGGAGGUAAUCCUGCAUAGACUCCUACAAGCAGCAAAAGAGUUCAUCUGGGCGUGGACCUCACCAACUCCAGUUAAAGGGGAGCGCGCUUUCGUCUCCUCCAAUCAGGAGCCGGCAAGGUCGAGAGGUGUGUCCUCUGUGAAACCAAUUAGAAUUUCACUCCUUUGGGGCAUGUCCAAUAGUCAGCCGAUAAUACCUGGGGGGCGUGGCAAAGGCCAGGUCGCCCGGACGACGUGAUGGGCGUGGCUCGCGUGGAGCCAAUCCCCAUCGUGCCGCCGGAGGCGGGAGGGGGUGGGUCUCUAUGUUUCCCAGUUGGGGCCUCCCAUUGGUCUUGAUUGCGACUCUCUCUGCGUUCAUUGGGCGGGUUAUUUCCGGAGAGGCGUGGCGUGCAGGAUACACCUCAGCUUUCCGGGCCUCUGCAGGUCCCGGACCAUGAGGAAAAGCAAUGGCGGGAGUCACGGAGGCGGUGGGGGGCGACCCCGCCGUCGGAGUGUGGAGCGGGGUCUGUCUGAGCCGCUUCAAACCCGGCCACUACUCCAGCGCCGCCUGCUCCGGCCGCCGCUGCCACUGCUGCUGCUGGCACUGGCCCUGGGCACCGGGCUCUACGUGGCCUGUGGGUCGUGGGGAGGGACAGGAGCAGUGGGAGGAGGAGUCGGAGAGCGAAGAGCAGGGGCCAAGAGAAGGAGCAGCCCGGACCUGCAGGCUCAGGCCCCCCCUGGCCGAAGCCUCCCUGAAGCCCACCUUCGGACGCUGCUAGGACAGCUGGACCCCCAGCGCCUCUGGGGCAAGUACCUCCAGCCCCUACUGGUUGAAAGGACACCAGGCAGUCCUGGGAACUCGAAGGUCCGGCAGUUCCUGGAGGAUGAACUCCGGGCUCUAGACGCUGGCUGGCAGGUGAAGGUGGAUGCCUUCUCGGCCCCGACACCGCUAGGGCCCGUGGCCUUCGCCAGCGUGGUGGCCACGCUGUCCCCAGAAGCCCCCCGACGCCUGACCCUGGCCUGCCACUUCGACUCCAAGCUCUUCCCUCCAGGUGGGCCCCCUUUCCUGGGUGCCACAGACUCGGCUGUUCCCUGCGCUCUGCUUCUCGAGCUCGCCCGCGCCCUGGACCCUCAGCUACGCCGCUCCAAGGACCGGGGGGCUCCUGUGACCCUUCAGCUCCUUUUCCUGGAUGGGGAGGAGGCUUUGAAGGAGUGGGGGCCGGAAGACUCUCUUUAUGGGGCUCGGCACUUGGCCCAGCGCAUGGAGCAGACACCCCACGGCCCGGGCCUCUCAGAGCUUCAGGCGAUUGAAAUGUUUGUCCUCCUGGACCUGCUGGGAGCCCCGAACCCCGUCAUCAGGAGUCACUUCCCCAACACGGCCUCCUGGUUCCAGCGGCUCAGCUCCAUAGAGAAGCGGCUCCACCGGCUGGGGCUCCUGGCCUCCCACCCCCGCGAGCUCAUGUACUUCCAGCAGGGGCCGCCCCUCGGGGCCGUGGACGACGACCACGUCCCCUUCCUGCGCAGAGGUGUGCCCAUCCUGCACGUCAUCCCCACGCCCUUCCCCGUGGUGUGGCACACGGCCGCUGACACGGAGGCCAACCUGCACGCGCCCACCGUCCACAACCUCAGCCGCGUCUUUGCCGUCUUCCUGGCAGAGUAUCUGGGCCUGCGCUAGGCCCCGGUGCCCGCAGGGCCCGAGCGCGCCCGCCCGCGGGGAGUGCCAGGCCUGCCGGGCGCCUGCGGACACAAGGAUCAGAAAUGAAAAGCCUCCAAGAACUCGCCUUCUCUCCAGGCUUCGCAGUGUUUGGGAGCCUCGGGGCAGGGGGGUCCCUCACAGGAGCCCCGAGUUCAAAUCCCAACCCCGCCCUUCCUCUUGGUGGGACCCCGAGGAGGCCCUCCGCCUUCUCGGCCCGAGUGUCCCCGGGGAAGAGCGAGGACGAUAACAUCCUCCCUCAGGAGCAGCCAUCGCGGCCAGCACGGGAGGGAAGGCAUGUCCGGGGCAGCCGGUGCCUCUGGGGCUCUCUGGACGCUCGGCCAGCGAGACCGUCCUCUGAUCCUCCCUGCAGGCCAGCUGCUGCUGUUGCCUUUCCAUCAGGAAACGGAGGCUCGGAGGCUUUGGACCGUGAGCGAUUCCCAGGCCCCCAGCUCCCGGCAGGAGACGCCUGUCCUAGGCACCUGUGGGGGAGUCCGGGCACCCCUGGGGACCUCAGAGCCCCGAGGUGAGGCCUGGCUGGGCUGGUGCUCCACUUCGUGCAGGUGACGUCAGGGCUGGCUCCCACGAGAGGGCCCCACAGGGAGUGCUGGCCGAGGAGACCGAGGGGGGGAGUGGACACAGUCACACAGCCCCGGUGUGGGAUUCCCCGCCGCUCCCUGGCUGGUUUCUGGGCUCAGCUUCGCCCUUUCCUGUCCAUGCCAGAAGGAGCUUCAGUCCCUGGUUCAAGAAGCGUCUGUGGCUCCUUCAGGCCCAGGGACGGCCUCCCAUCCUUCCCCGCUCAUUCCUGCUGCCCGGCCCACCUGGCCUGUUGGCUCUUCCCCGAAUGCCACCUUCCCGCUCCCAUCUCUGCCUCAGGGAAUCCCGGCUUCCUCCCGUGUGGCUCGUGGGGUCCCACCCUUCUGUGGCCUCCGGAGGUGCCUCUCGUUUGGGCCUCAAAAGAGCCCUGUGAGAGUGGUGCUUUGGGGCUGCUCCUUUUGCAGAUGGAGAAACUAAGGCUCAGGGAGAUAAAACAAGUGUCUGCUGUGGGAUCGGCCCCUCGGCUGCCCCUCUGUCUCUCCUCAAUACCUCUCUGACUGCACACGGUAGACUGUAAGCUCCAGGCGGGCAAGAUUUCCCGGCUUUGUAAUCCCGCCCUGAGCGCUGGCCUGGAGGCCCUAAUAAAUGACCUGGGGUUGGCUUGGCAGUGCCGAGGGGUCACCGAAGCCGCCUGGGCCUGGCCGGGCAAACGCGGGCUUGCAGACUU
This is a messenger RNA of Monodelphis domestica (gray short-tailed opossum), 3658 nucleotides long. It is a transcript of the gene QPCTL, whose product is annotated as glutaminyl-peptide cyclotransferase like. The record is from RefSeq and is a predicted model, not a curated record. Gene Ontology annotation, molecular function: glutaminyl-peptide cyclotransferase activity; zinc ion binding. Lineage: Eukaryota; Metazoa; Chordata; Mammalia; Didelphimorphia; Didelphidae.